GACACUAUUUCUGGGUCAUGGAUAGUAACAGGAUGCCUGGACCUGCCCAUGGGAUAACAGACGUGUGGGGCGUCCCUUCUCCCAUCGACACCGUCUUCACCCGCUGCAACUGCCAGGGCAAGACAUACUUCUUCAAGGUACAGCACACCUUCUGUGUAACAUUAAACAUAAGCUACCCAAAGGAAAUGGCAGGAUUUCCAUUCUCAGUCACACUUCAAGUCAGUGCCAUCUGUUCAACAGGCCUAAAAUGUGACUAUCCUAAGCCUAUUGUGUGCUAUAAGACUUCUAUACUACAUUAAGUGGAGGUGAUGGACAGAAAAAUAUUGUUUAUUUAUUUGUGUGCUGUCCCCUCUGCUGCAGGGUGCUAACUACUGGAGGUUUGAGAACGGCAUGAUGGACAUGGGCUACCCCAAGCUGAUCAGGGUGGGCUUCAAUGGGCUGCAAGGUCAGAUCACGGCUGCCCUGUCUGUGCCUGAGUACCGCAAGAGGAAAGAGUCUGUCUACUUCUUCAAGAGAGGUGACUGAUCUCUAUAGCCAAACUACUUCAGUGGAGGCUGCUGAGGGGAGGAUGGCUCAUAAUAAUCAGCCAAUCAGCAUUCAGGGCUCGAUUCACACAGUUUAUAAGUGACAUUAUAAACUGGGUGGUUCGAGCCCUGAAUGCUGAUUGGCUGACAGCCGUGGUAUAUCAAACCGUAUACCACGGGUAUGACGUUGGUAACCAUUUUAUAAUCGCAAUAAGGCACCUCGGGGGUUUGUGGUAUAUGGUCAAUAUACCAUGGCUAAGGGCUGUAUCCAGGCACUCCGCGUUGCGUAGUGCAUAAGAACAGCACUUAGCCAUGGUAUAUUGGCCAUAUACCACACCCCCUCGGACCUUAUUGCUUAAUUAUACCAUGGCAUUGUUGGAUACUCGUUUCUGAUUGGCUUGAAGGGCAUUCUAGAGCGUGCAUUAUUUCAGUAUUACGCACGGUAUAUCAGCGCGGUAGAAUUCAAUGGCUAUAGUUCAUUCUUACAUGUUCUAUGUUUGAGCUGCUUUUGAAAGCAAAAGUCAAAUUGAAAUUAUUAUUAGCAUUGUUGAAUUCAAUUUUUGGUUUGGUUAGCUAAACUAGCAAAUCUGUUUGUUUGGUUACCAAGGCAACUACUGUAGUAAACUUGCUAGCUACUUCAGUGGAUGUUAAACACAUUUAUACCUGCAAAUAAACACAUUUCUAGCAGCAACUGUGUUAAAUUAUAGCCAUGGUUUAAAAGGGAUAAUAAACUCAGGCUCACUCCUUCCACAUCGUUCAUUAACCCCUGAUAUGCUCUGUUUAAUAAAUACAUGGGAUGAUUUUUUAUUGCUAAAGCCAGUGAUAACAGAUUUACUUAGGUUUCUACCAUCUCUGGUAAAGCAUAACAUUAACAAGCAUGCUCAUGCCAUCUGUAGUAUCCUGAGUUAGCAUGUGUGAUAUCUGUAUGAUUGUCUAUUCAGGAGGCUUGGUGCAGAAGUAUUCCUACCAGUCUGGCACCAGCCCUACAUGUGGCAGGAAGGUCCACUACUCUGCUUAUACCGUACAAAACCGCGUUGCCAGACAAGCAGGUAACGAGCCGCCUACAUUUUGACCUUUUCAGUCCUUUCACUGAACAUUUUGUCAGACUGAGGUAGUGGUGAAAACCUGAAAAACUUGUCAUAUAAUAUUAGGUAAGGUUAUAUUUGAGUUGAGCCACAUUUUGUUAUCUAUAAAGAUGUGUCACAGAGAGAGAGAUCCUACUCGGAGAUGAAAGACUGAGAAAGAGGAGGGAAAAAGGUACACUAUGUUAACAGGUCAUUCAGGGACAUCAAACAGAACACAGAUUGUGUGGGUGCAGAAUCAGAUUGUAGUGGAGUGUCACAACAACAAUGUUUUUUUAAUGAGUCACUAAAAGUAAACGGACAGACUGCAAUGACGCACAAUUCAGUCCAUGACAUUUUACUCUAACAAUCAGACUCCUAGACCAUAAACUCUUCAUUUCAAAUAUCACACCAUCGUCAGUCUCUAAACUGAACUGUGUCUCUCCUCUCAGUGUCUCUGCUGGGACAGGAGAUCAACAUCCGUCUGACCUGGAGAGGAUUCCCCUCCACCGUGACCUCCGCCGUGUCCAUCCCCACCUCCAGGAAACCUGAGGGAUACAACUACUACCUCCUCUCACGC
This is a messenger RNA of Coregonus sp. 'balchen', 2165 nucleotides long. Lineage: Eukaryota; Metazoa; Chordata; Actinopteri; Salmoniformes; Salmonidae. The record is from the annotation of a GenBank genome assembly.